UUGGCUAGGUCUCCCAAGCCUUCUCCACUCUCCAAACUUUCACCAAACUCUUGGCCCCCGCCUUCCCGAAACCAAAACACAACAAGCUGUGGAGGAGCCGCGAGCGGCGCGGCGGGGCGGGCGGACUCGCGGCGGCACUGAGCCUCGGGAGGCUGAUGCAACUUUCCCUUUAAGAAAGCCACCUGGGCGCACCGCGGUGCGGACCCAGCACGCCUGGGCCGGGGGCUGCAGCAUGCUCUUGAGGUCUGUGGUCUGAAAGGUGCUGGAAGCAGAGCCUGUGAGUGUGGUCCAGGACUCCAGGGCCGCUCCCCAACUUGCUGCUGCCAUGGUAGGAAAAGGUGCCAAAGGGAUGCUGAAUGGUGCUGUGCCCAGCGAGGCCACCAAGAGGGACCAGAACCUCAAACGGGGCAACUGGGGCAACCAGAUCGAGUUUGUACUGACGAGCGUGGGCUAUGCCGUGGGCCUGGGCAAUGUUUGGCGCUUCCCAUACCUCUGCUAUCGCAACGGGGGAGGCGCCUUCAUGUUCCCCUACUUCAUCAUGCUGAUAUUCUGCGGGAUCCCUCUCUUCUUCAUGGAGCUCUCGUUCGGCCAAUUUGCAAGUCAGGGCUGCCUGGGGGUCUGGAGGAUCAGCCCCAUGUUCAAAGGUGUGGGCUAUGGCAUGAUGGUGGUGUCCACGUAUAUUGGCAUCUACUACAACGUGGUCAUCUGCAUCGCCUUCUACUACUUCUUCUCGUCCAUGACGCACGUGCUGCCCUGGGCCUACUGCAAUAACCCCUGGAACACGCCCGACUGCGCUGGGGUGCUGGACGCCUCCAACCUCACCAACGGCUCCCGGCCCGCCUCCCUGCCUGGCAACCUCUCCCACCUGCUCAACCACUCCCUCCAGAGGACCAGCCCCAGCGAGGAGUACUGGAGCCUGGAGUUGGGCACGUGUUGGACAGCGCCCUCUGCAGGUCGUGGAGCGAAGGGCGGCUUCCAGGGAAUUUGGGAGGCUGCGAAGAGGCAGGCCCGCCCAGCAAACACCAAAUCCCAGGCCUGGCAACAUUGUCCCAUGAGGGGACAGAGUAACAAUCGCAUCACAAGGCUCUAUGUGCUGAAGCUCUCAGACGACAUUGGGAACUUUGGGGAGGUGCGACUGCCCCUCCUCGGCUGCCUUGGUGUCUCUUGGGUGGUGGUCUUCCUCUGCCUCAUCCGCGGGGUCAAGUCUUCAGGGAAAGUGGUGUACUUCACAGCCACGUUUCCCUACGUGGUGCUGACCAUCCUGUUCGUCCGAGGUGUGACCCUGGAAGGAGCCUUCAUGGGCAUCAUGUACUACCUGACCCCGCAGUGGGACAAGAUCCUGGAGGCCAAGGUGUGGGGGGAUGCCGCCUCCCAGAUAUUCUACUCGCUGGGCUGCGCGUGGGGAGGCCUCAUCACCAUGGCUUCCUACAACAAGUUCCACAACAACUGCUACCGGGACAGCAUCAUCAUAAGCAUCACUAACUGUGCCACCAGCGUCUAUGCGGGCUUCGUCAUCUUCUCCAUCCUGGGCUUCAUGGCCAAUCACCUGGGUGUGGACGUGUCCCGUGUGGCUGACCACGGUCCUGGCCUAGCCUUCGUGGCUUACCCUGAGGCCCUCACCCUGCUGCCCAUCUCCCCACUCUGGUCCCUGCUCUUCUUCUUCAUGCUCAUCUUGCUAGGGCUGGGCACUCAGUUCUGCCUCCUAGAGACGCUGGUCACGGCCAUUGUGGAUGAGGUGGCAAACGAGUGGAUCCUGCAGAAAAAGACCUACGUGACCUUGGGUGUGGCCGUGGCUGGCUUCCUGCUGGGCAUCCCCCUCACCAGCCAGGCAGGCAUCUACUGGUUGCUGUUAAUGGACAACUACGCGGCCAGCUUCUCCCUGGUUGUCAUCUCCUGCAUCAUGUGUAUGUCCAUCAUGUACAUCUACGGGCACCGGAACUACUUCCAGGACAUCCAGAUGAUGCUGGGAUUCCCACCGCCCCUCUUCUUCCAGAUCUGCUGGCGCUUUGUCUCUCCAGCCAUCAUCUUCUUCAUUCUCGUCUUCACGGUGAUCCAGUACCGGCCAAUUACCUACAACCACUACCAGUAUCCAGGCUGGGCUGUGGCCAUCGGCUUCCUUAUGGCUCUGUCCUCUGUCAUUUGCAUCCCUUUCUAUGCCCUGUUCCAGCUCUGCCGCACAGAUGGGGACACCCUCCUCCAGCGUUUGAAAAAUGCCAUGAAGCCAAGCAGAGACUGGGGCCCCGCCCUCCUGGAGCACCAGACUGGGCGCUAUGCCCCCACCAUCCCACCCUCUCCUGAAGACGGGCUGGAGGUCCAGCCGCUACACCCGGACAAGGCCCAGAUCCCCAUGGUGGGCAGUAACGGCUCGAGCCGUCUGCAGGACUCCCGGAUAUGAGCGCAGCUGCCCGGGGAGGGCCCCCCCCCUGCUCCCACCACAGAGACUGGAGAGGCAGGGGACGGGUGUCACCACCUGCCCUGCCAUGCCCUGGCCGGGGCGGCUGCUGUCACCUUGGUCACCCCUGGUAGCGUGGUCAUUUGUGCUCGUGUCCCCAGUGUUUACAGGUCCUUUGGAUGCCCAGAUGGCAGCUGGGGAUGGGUGUGGGCGAUGGGAGGGUUGCCGGUGGGGGGGGGGGGCAAAGCACUUUGGAGGGGGGGUCUCAGGCCAGGUCCCCAGAGAUCUGCUGGGCUUUACACGGCCUCUGAUGCCCCCACACUCUGCCCUGAGCUGUGGUUCUAGGUGGCCCCCCUACCUGUCCCCUUCCUUGGGCCUCCAGCCUCCUGACCAGUGUUCCUGCCCUCAGAGCAGACCCCAGCCUCUGCCCAGGCAAAUUUGGGUCUUCCUAUCCAGGGGCAGGGUGAGGGGCUAAGGGGCUGUACAGUGUUACUUGUCAGGCUGUGCCGCCCAGCCCUGUUUGUCUGUGUAAUUAUUUUUGUAAAAAUCGUAUUAUCUGUGGUUGCCACUCCUGUGCCCCCAGCCUUGGGCCCCCUCUGUCUUCCAGGCCUGCCUGCACCUCACUCGGCUGCUCUGGGGUCUCUGCACCUCAUUCCAGCCCUGGCUGUCAGGCCCAGCCAGCAGAGGCCCACGACCCAGCAGCCUGCCCAAAGCACUAGUUUCUGGGGGGUAGGGGUGGGGCGCUGCUCAGCAGGAGGUUUGAGCCCAGAGCCCUGGGGAAAGGGACCUUACAGGAAACCCCUUUGCCCUCUCUCCACCAGGUGAAAGGUCCAGUCCUCCCAAACUGGGCUGCCCUUGUUCAUGUGCCAAAUGGCCCCAGCCCGCGUGCCGCAUCCCCUCUCUGGAGCCAGAGCUCCUCCCCUGCCCCCAGCCCCGCAGUGUCCAUCUGUCCGUCCUCUGUGCCCCUCUGUGCAGUGACAGCGCCGGAAGAGCCGCCUCUAAUCCUCUGUAGCAAUAAUGGUGCACCACCCACCCCUACCCCUCCAUGCACCACUAGGAUUUUAAAGUCCAUAGAUUUUAAUGAAAUUUCUAUUCCUGUCUCUGA
Messenger RNA from Callorhinus ursinus (northern fur seal), 3497 nucleotides. The record is from RefSeq and is a predicted model, not a curated record. NCBI's taxonomy places the organism in Eukaryota, Metazoa, Chordata, Mammalia, Carnivora, Otariidae.